AUGCCAUUGUUCGAUACAUCUUUGUUUCGUUUUCGAUUGUCAUCUCUCCAUCUUUCUUCGAGAACCUUGGGGGUUUACUUUGCUGGUGUCAUGUUUGCCUCGGCUGUUUGGGUUUUCAUAGAUACAGCACUUUAUAGCGCUUUUAAUUAUGGCAGCACACUACAUAUAACCUUUGUCGACUGGAUCCCAUUCCUAUGUUCUGUUCUUGGCAUGAUCAUUGUAAACUCUAUUGACAAGUCUCGCCUUAGUGGUGAUUCCUUUGCAUAUACAGAUGAAAGCCUGGCUAGAAAAGCUCGGUUUAUUCUCUUUAUCGGAUUUGCUUUACUUGCCGGUGGAUUGGGUGGAAGUUUUACGGUAUUCAUUCUCAAAUACGUCGUCCCUGGCUAUUCUCUUACAAUGGGUAUUGCCAAUGUUAUUUGCAAUGUUCUCUUUAUGAUUAGCGCUACCACUCUUUGGAUCACUGGUAAUAUGAACGAUGAUUACCAUUAUAACUUGCAGCUUUAA
This is a messenger RNA of Schizosaccharomyces osmophilus, 504 nucleotides long. RefSeq names its product vacuolar sorting protein Vps68 (gene vps68). Gene Ontology annotation, biological process: protein targeting to vacuole; late endosome to vacuole transport via multivesicular body sorting pathway. NCBI's taxonomy places the organism in Eukaryota, Fungi, Ascomycota, Schizosaccharomycetes, Schizosaccharomycetales, Schizosaccharomycetaceae. The transcript has 3 exons. The coding region runs from base 1 to 504 and encodes 167 amino acids. Gene Ontology annotation, cellular component: fungal-type vacuole membrane; Vps55/Vps68 complex. The record is from RefSeq and is a predicted model, not a curated record.